Phacochoerus africanus (Common warthog) is the source of this 553-nucleotide messenger RNA. RefSeq names its product interleukin 9 (gene IL9). The coding region runs from base 32 to 457 and encodes 141 amino acids. Lineage: Eukaryota; Metazoa; Chordata; Mammalia; Artiodactyla; Suidae. The record is from RefSeq and is a predicted model, not a curated record. The transcript is spliced from 5 exons.
UCUAAACGCCAAGCUCCAGCCCCGCGUCAAGAUGUUCCCAGCUGUGGUCCUUGCCUCUGCCCUGUUCCUCUGUUCCUCGGCCAGCCAGGGGUGUAUGACCUUGACAGGGAUCAAGAAUGUUGAACACCUCAUCAACAACCUGCAGAAACACCCACCUGCAAAAUGCAGCUGCAGCUCCAAUGUGACCGAUUGUUUGUGUCUGCCCAUUCCUUCGGACAACUGCACCACCGCGUGCUUCCAGGAGGGCCUAUCGAAGAUGAGAAACACCACAGCAAAGCCAGAACUCUCCCUGAUUUUCAGCAAGGUGAAGAAAACAGUUGAAGCCCUCAAGAACAACAAGUGUGGAGAUUUUUCCUGUGAACAGCCAUGCAACCGAACCACAGUAGGCAACAUGCUCAUCUUUCUGAGGAGUCUCCUGGAAAGUUUCCAGAAAGAAAGGAUGAGAGGCAGAGUGUGAAGAAGAAAUGUUAUUUAUUCUAUUUAUUGAAUUUAGAAGCCUCCUCUUUAAGUUGCUCCAGUUUAACAAUCAAAUAAGCUAUGCUAAAGCAAGACC